UUUUCUGGCAGUCCCCAUCGACGGUAUAAAGGUCCACCGGCCGGCUGUAUCACCAAACCAUCGAUCGAUCCCUUAAUUAGCUCCUAAUAUGCUUGUUGGUCACCUCGUUACUUUUUUACUUGCUUGGUUCCAAAUGAACGAGGUGAACUACAACCCUUCUAAUUAAGGCUUCUCUAUUAGAAUAGCAGAGCAACUGCCCCACCACCAUUGCUGUACCAGACAUCAAUUAGUAGGAGAAGAUGACUUCUUAGGCGUAUAUAGAGGCGCAGCAGACUCUGCACCGUACGUUCCCUCCGCAUUUCUCGCAUCCGAGACUGUACCGAAUUAUCGGUCCCCUCUCACAGCAGAGCUUUAGCUACCGCAUUGCUCACGGUCUUCGGCCGAAAUGGGGAGGCAUUCCUGCUGCUACAAGCAAAAGCUAAGGAAAGGCCUGUGGUCUCCCGAGGAGGAUGAGAAGCUCAUCAAUCAUAUUACCAAGUACGGGCACGGCUGUUGGAGCUCUGUCCCUAAACUCGCAGGACUCCAGCGGUGUGGAAAGAGCUGCAGGUUGAGGUGGAUAAACUACCUGAGGCCCGACCUCAAGAGAGGCACAUUUUCAGAGCAAGAGGAGAAGCUCAUAGUCGAGCUCCAUGCAGUUCUUGGAAACAGGUGGUCGCAGAUCGCAGCGCAGCUGCCAGGAAGGACGGAUAACGAGAUAAAGAACCUGUGGAAUUCGUGCAUUAAGAAGAAGCUGAGGCAGAGAGGCAUCGACCCCAACACCCACAAGCCCCUUGCCGAGACCGAAGGCAGCAACGGCGAGGACGGAGCCCCCACCAAUAGCGACAAGACCGGCGGCUCUGCCGACCGCAAUUGCCUCUCCGUCUCCGCCAAAUGCUCGCCGGUCGAGCUGGAAAAGAACUCGAUGGCCGCCCCCACCAAAGAAUUCUUCCUCGACCGGCUCGUCGGCAGCCCCUCGGGUGACGGCCGCCCCUCCAGUAAUACACUGGGCUAUUUCUCUCUCCCCCAGCUGAGCUACGGCCCUGACUAUGCUUCUUCGCCUACUCCACUCCCGUGGUUCAGCCAGAGCGGUAGGCAUUUUGACACGAAUCCCGAGUUCAAUUACAGCGCAAUCUCCACCAUCAUCCCCUCUGUUCCAACCUCAAUCGUCUCUACUUCGAUGGGUCUAAAUCUCCCAUCACCUGGCUGCACCGGGAUUGGUGGCGUUCCGUACUGGGAAGCCGGUAAUCCCAGCAGCAGCACCAGUGGGAGUAGCAGCGGUAAUAAUGCUAAUAAUAAUAAUAACAAUAACAGCAAUAGUAGCAGCUAUGGCCGAUUUGAGAUGCAGAGCAGCGGCUCCUUCUAUGAAGGUGGCGGCUUCUUGCCAUGGUUGGAUUUAGCUGCGGAGAGAGAUGCUAGCCAUGAUGUCCAAAUAGCAGAUGAGCCGGAGGACCUCAAAUGGUCCGAGUACCUACACGGUUCGUUCCCCAUCAACCAGACCCAUUCUCUAUUUGACGACAUAAAAGCAGAGGAAACCCAAUUCGCGUUCGAUGGGUUGACUGGUUGGCACCAGAAUCAGCAGCCGCCACAGCAGCAGCAUUUGUCAGCUGCGGACAUGUAUGGCAAGGAUUUGCAAAAAGUUUCCCUGGCUUUUGAACAACUUUAGAUUGGUAUACAAGAGAUAUGAGCUUAUCAACAGUACUUGGUGUAAAAAGCAUGCAAAUUUCGGCUUAAAAUCAUCAUAUUCUAAUUGGCAAAGGCUUUAGAAAGGAAGUUUUCAAACGGGUCUGUGCCCCAUAGAAAGGAAGUUUUCUCUUUAUGUACAUAAUCAUGCCGAUACGGAAGACCCAGUUGCUACUCAUCGCUGAACACUACCUGUGCAGAAUGUUUUCGAGCAGCCCAUCUUUACGUCCGGGGGGGCAGGCACUAAACGCAGAAUAAAAUUGGGCCUGGUGUAUUUUUUUUUUUUAUUUGUCCUUUAUAUUUGUUGUGUUGCAAAGUUAGGAAUUGUUGUCCUCUAGCGUAAACAAUCAUAUUCCCUGCUUUGGGCUUUUUUGCAUUA
Ananas comosus (pineapple) is the source of this 2038-nucleotide messenger RNA. RefSeq names its product transcription factor MYB86-like. The coding region runs from base 386 to 1642 and encodes 418 amino acids. Gene Ontology annotation, biological process: regulation of stomatal movement. NCBI's taxonomy places the organism in Eukaryota, Viridiplantae, Streptophyta, Magnoliopsida, Poales, Bromeliaceae. The transcript is spliced from 4 exons. The record is from RefSeq and is a predicted model, not a curated record.